CCCCAGCCCCGCCCCCUGUCCCUCGGUCAUGGCUGCCGGGGCCCGGGCCCCGCCGGGGCCGCUGUCCCGGUCCCUGCCGCUGCCGCUGGCCCUGGCCGUGCUGGCGCUGCUGGCGCUGCCGGGGCCGGCGCAGGCGGGGCUGCCCCCCGACCCCGGGGAGCAGCUGGUGGCGGCGGCGCCGCGCUGGGGCUGGAGGAACGUGUCGUGCCCGGCCUGCCGGGUGCUGUUCGGGGCGCUGGACCUGGCGCUGCAGCUGGAGCCGAACGUGGCGCGCGUGGGGCGCGUGGCAUCGCGGCUGUGCCAGGAGCUGCGGCUGGCACGGCCGCCCGUGUGCCGCCAGGCCGUGCAGCUGUUCCAGCGCGACGUGGUGGCGGCCUGGGCGCGCUCGGUGCUGCGCCCGCCUGAGGCCUGCGGGCUCCUGCUGGGCCCCCGCUGCGGCCACUGGGACAUCCUGGGCGCCUGGAACCUGUCCCUGCCCGCCGCCCCCAAGCCGCCGGUGCGGCCCCCCCUGCCGCCGCCGCCCGGCGCGCCCACCGCCCGCAUCCUGUUCCUCACCGACCUGCACUGGGACCGCCGGUACACGCCCGGCAGCGCCGCCGCCUGCCCCGACCCGCUGUGCUGCCGCGGGGCCCCCCGCGACGGGCCGGGGGCCGCGGGGUUCUGGGGCACCUACGGCAAGUGCGACCUGCCCCUGCACACCAUCGACGCGCUGCUGGCACAGCUCCCCAACGCCAGCAGCCACGCCGGCGACGGCUCCGGCGGCGCCAGGAACGGCACCGGAGGGUUCGCGGCCGCGUACUGGACCGGGGACAUCCCCGCGCACGACGUGUGGCAGCAGAGCCGCGGGGACCAGCUGCGGGCGCUGCGCACGGUGACGGCCCUGCUGCGCGCCCGCCUCGGGGGGCUGCGCGUCUUCCCGGCCGUGGGCAAUCACGAGGCCACCCCGGUGAACGCCUUCCCCCCGCCCUACGUGCGUGGGAACCAGUCGGCCGCCUGGCUCUACGACGCCAUGGCCGAGGCCUGGCGGGGCUGGCUGCCCCCCGCCGCCCUGCGCACCCUGCGGGCCGGUGGGUUCUACACAGCACAGGUCUGGCCUGGGCUGCGCCUCGUCUCCCUCAACAUGAACUUCUGCUCCCAGGCCAACUUCUGGCUCCUCAUCAACUCCACUGACCCUGCGGGGCAGCUCCAGUGGCUCAUGGGGGUCCUGGCAGAUGCUGAGCGUGAUGGGGAGAAGGUGCACAUCAUUGGGCACAUCCCCCCGGCCCACUGCCUGCACAGCUGGAGCUGGAACUACUACCGCAUCAUCAGCAGGGUACCGCGUGUACGAGGUGGCCGGUUCCUACCCUGGGAGCUCCCACGCAGUGCUGGACCACGAGACCUUCAUCCUGAACCUGACGGAGGCCAACGCGGCCCCCCCGGGGACGCCCCCCCGCUGGCGGCGGCUCUACGGCGCGCGCGAGGCCUACGGGCUGCCCGCGGCCUUCCCGGCCGACUGGGACCUGCUGGUGCGGCGGCUGCAGGACGACGAGCGGCUCUUCCAGCGCUUCUGGUUCCACCUGCACAAGGGGCACCCUCCCCGCGAGCCCUGCGGGGGCCCCUGCAAGGCCGCCCUGCUCUGUGCCCUGCGCUCCGGCCGCGCCGGCGACCCCGCGCUCUGCCGGCCCCUGCGCCCCGCCCUGCCCUUCCCACGCAUCCAGGAGCUCUGGCGACAGCGGCAGCUCUGCUGACCGGGUCACACCGGGAGCGGGUUGGAGUCAGCACAUGGUCACACUGGGAGCGGGGUUGGAGUCAGCACAUGGUCACACUGGGAGUCGGGCCGGGAGUGGGGUCGGCACAUGGUCAUGCCAGGACUGGGUUCGGUACUGGCACGUGGUCCUUGCAUCUCACCAGAUGCACAAUAAAGGCACAGUGGGCCCCACUAUCCCUCCCCAUCCUCAUCCACCAGGAUUGGGAUUGGAGUCAGGAUCAGCACACAAUUCUUGUGUUCCCAUCACCCAGCCAAUACAGGUGUGAUGGACCCCACUGCCCUUCAUCCUCCUCAUCCCAAUCCUCACCCCACAACACCUUAGGGAGAACCAAACCAGGAAUAACGUAACCCUCACCCCUUCUUCCUCCUUCCCGCAUGAGGCCGAAGGCAGAGCCGAGCCGGGCUGGUGGAAUGGGUUUAUUAAUUAAUGAUUUAGUACAACACA
Pseudopipra pipra is the source of this 2192-nucleotide messenger RNA. RefSeq names its product sphingomyelin phosphodiesterase 1 (gene SMPD1). The coding region runs from base 29 to 2095 and encodes 688 amino acids. Gene Ontology annotation, molecular function: acid sphingomyelin phosphodiesterase activity. The transcript has 5 exons. NCBI's taxonomy places the organism in Eukaryota, Metazoa, Chordata, Aves, Passeriformes, Pipridae. The record is from RefSeq and is a predicted model, not a curated record. Gene Ontology annotation, cellular component: lysosome. Gene Ontology annotation, biological process: ceramide biosynthetic process; sphingomyelin catabolic process.